GUUACUCUGUCAGUUUUAUGUUUGUCUUAAUUUUUUUUAUAGCACGUUUCAAAAAGAACUUCUUUACUUUUAGCAACUGUUUAACUGGAAAGUACAAGAUUCAAGGGUAUUUUAAUAUAUUUAAUAUAAAACUCAAGAUUUUUAUAUUUUGUUAAACUCCAUGAUAAAUAAAACAUGAUAAAUAAAUUGAAACGGAAUCACAAAUAUUGACCAUUGGAGCAAUUCUCUUUUCUCUGGUUACAAAAGGGGUUUAUUCCGGAAAAAUAGUGAAUAAUUUUUAUGGCCUAACAAGUCCUUAGUUCUUUACCUUUUUCUAAUUCCGAUUUCUUAUUAAAAAUUGUGUUAAUACCUUAAACUACUCUGUUGUGAGCUCAUCAAGUACUGUGCUUGUGAGUCAUAGUUGGUUGUGUGGUAGAUUAAUCGAGGUGCGUGCAAGCUGUCUGUCAAAAAUUUCUUGUGGUAAUAUCAAAAUUGAACUUGUUUUGUCAUGGAAACAAUGGGAGGGAGCCAAAAUUAGGGUUUGUUCUAUUGAGUCAUGGAAUAGUUUAUUGGUGUCUUGAGUAAGAGGAAAAAUAUUUCCUAGAAAAAUGUUUUUCAUUUAGAAAUCAUUUAUAGGGGUUGCUUUGAAUUACACAAUAUAUUUCAGUUAAUGGUAAAAAAACAUAUCUGAAGUAUCAUUUUAUUGCGAGUUUCAUAUCUCAGCUAUCAGUUGUUCCCUUCUUACCUGUAAUAUCAUCAUAGCAUUUAUGUAUUAAAACACAACUCAAAGCUGAUUAGUCCAACUAUUGGUUGUUCUCUUUUUACUUGAACUAUCACGACCUACUCAACUAUGUGAUAAUACAUAGACGGUGAUAGUUUAGAUAAGAAAAGGGGUAGAUGGUGAUAGUUUAGAUAGAUGGUGAUAGUUCAGGUAGGAAAAGCGGGAUAGUUCUAGUCAAAAAAUGGGAACAACUGGUAGCUAGAGUGUGGAACUAUCAUUAACUCAAUAUAUUUUCUAGAGUGUGAAACUAUCUGCUUAAUACUAUGUUGCUUGGACUCUUCAAAAUUGUUGUUCCACCCAUAUCUGAUCGUCCUAAAAUGCACUACUUUUGAGGAUCCGACAUGCACAUGGAGGAAACAUGGCUGAAGCUUUCGUUGAAGUUUUGUUACAAAACCUUAGCUCUUUUAUUCAAAAGGAGCUUGGAUUGCUUUAUGGCAUCGAUGAAGAAUUAAGAAAGCUUUCAAGCUUGCUAUCGACAAUCAAGGCUGUCCUUCAGGAUGCUGACCAGGAACAGCUGAAAGAAAAGGCAAUAAGAAAUUGGUUGCGGAAGCUAAACAGUGCUACUUAUGAAGUUGAUGAUGUCUUGGAUGAAUGUGCAGCAAAAGAGAUCAGGUUGCAGGAAAAAGCCCGAAGAAUUGGAUGCAUUUCCAUGCCAUCUGUUUUUCCUUUGGAGAAUAUUUUGUUUCGUCGCCAGAUAGGGAACAAGGUUAAAGAUGCCAUCAGGAAACUAGAUGGAAUUGCUGAGGAACGUAUUAAGUUCCAUUUGUCUGAAGUGACUUCGAAGAAACGAUUAUCCACAACAGAUGAAGUACGUGAAACUGGCUUUGUUUUAACUCCGGCAGAAGUCUAUGGAAGGGAUGAUGAUAAAAGGAAAAUUGUUGAAAUCUUAACAAAGAAUGUAGAUGAUUUUCAAGAGCUUUUGGUUCUCCCUAUAGUUGGAAUGGGAGGUCUUGGAAAGACGACUCUUGCUCAAUUAAUUUACAAUGAUGUGUUGGUACAUGGACAUUUUGAUUUGAAAAUUUGGGUUUGUGUGUCACAUAAUUUUGACGAGAAGAGGUUGAUAAGAGCAAUCCUAGAAGCCAUAGUUGGGAAAGAUAUAAAUGCUUCCGAGUUAGCUUCUUUACAAAGUCACCUCAUAAACUUGUUGAGAGGAAAACGAUAUUUACUCAUUUUGGAUGAUGUUUGGAAUGAAGAUCAGGAGAAGUGGGAUAAAUUAAAAGCCUUACUAACAAUUGGUUCUAGAGGUACUUCAGUUAUUACCACUACUCGUUUAGAAAAGGUUGCUUCAAUUAUGGGAACGGUACAGCCACAUCGUUUAUCCUGCUUGUCGGAGUAUGACUGUUGGUGGUUGUUCAAGCAUCGUGCAUUUGUCCCCGACAGAAAAGAAAGCCCCAAAUUUGUGGAUAUUGGAAAAGAGAUUGUAAGAAGAUGUUGUGGGGUGCCUCUGGCUGCUAAAGCUCUAGGAAGUCUUUUGCGCUUUAAGAAUGACGAAAAAGAAUGGUUGUUUGUCAGAGAUAGUGAUUUUUGGAAUUUGCCACAAGAUGAAAGUUCAAUCUUGCCUGCUCUAAGGUUGAGCUAUUUUCACCUUCCUCAAGAUUUGAGACACUGUUUUGCUUAUUGCGCGAUAUUUGACAAGGGCUCCAAAAUUGACAAAGAAGAGCUGAUUUAUUUCUGGAUGGCCAACGGAUUUAUCUCAUCAGAGGGAAACUUGGAACCUGAGGAUAAAGGUAAUGAAGUAUGGAAUGAAUUAUACUGGAGAUCUUUGUUCCAAGAAGUGCAACAAAAUUCAGAUGGGAGGAUGUUGUUUAAGAUACACGAUCUUGUUCAUGACCUGGCCCAAUCUAUAAUGGAUGAUGGUUUUCAUGCAACAAAACUUGAAGGCGGGGAAAAGAUAUCGGCAAGCAGAAUUCGACAUGCAACAAUACAUGCCGAAGAUAAGUCAUUUGUUGCUUUUCCUAAAAGUACUAUGCUUUACAACCCUUCGACAAUUGCUAUGUAUGGUUCUUUAAGGGUGUUGAUUUUUUGUUCUGUUCAGUUAAAGGAAUUGCCAUCUGCAAUCGGAAAUCUAAUACAUUUAAGGUAUUUGGACCUUUUCAGUACAUGUAUUGAGAGUCUUCCUCAGAGUAUAUGUUCUCUUCAGAAUCUGCAGAUGCUAAGUGUAGAAGAUUGUUGCUUACUUCGUGUUUUACCGAAAUAUCUGAGGUAUCUGAGAAAUCUUCGGCAUCUUCGGCUAAGAGGCUGUCCAUUGAGUCACAUGCCUCCUCAUAUAGCACAAUUGACACACCUCAAGACUUUAAACAAGUUUGUCGUAGGGAAAAAAAGAUGUUCUAAGCUUAGUGAAUUGCGAGAUUUGAAUCUUCGGGGAGAACUAGUUAUUGAGCACCUUGAGAGGGUUGAAAAUCAUAUGGAGGCGAAAGACGCUCUAAGUUUAAAGACAAACCUCCAAAGUUUAGCUUUGUACUGGAACCGUUCCGCUGGGUGUGAGUCAUCAAAGGAUGUUGAUCUGCUGGUGCUUGAAGCACUAGAACCUCAUUCCGACCUUAAGCAUUUGAAGGUAUCCGGAUUCAGAAGUACAUGCUUGGCAAGUUGGAUGAGGGCUUCAAUUUUGAGAACUAUCAUUACCCUUUAUCUUCAUGAUUGUAUAUACUGCUUGCAUCUCUCUCAACUAGCUGAGCUUCCUUGUUUGAAAUAUCUUUCGCUGAGGGGAAUUCAUGUGGAGUACAUUGACAGUGACGUUGAAAGCAGAAUAUCCCAAUUAAGAAAGUUCCCAUCCUUGGAAUCACUUGAGAUGUGCAAGCUUCCGAAUUUAAAAGGAGUUUCAAUCAAAGAAGGAGAAGAACAAUUUCCAAGUCUUCACGAAAUGUGGAUUGAAGACUGUCCUUUGCUAACAUUUCCAAGCCUUGUAACACUCAGAAAUUUGAGAAUUAUGAAAUGCUCAAACAUGACUCUAGCCUCUAUCUCUAAUCUUUGUGGUCUCACCUACUUAGCAAUUGGUAACAACAAGGAACUAACUUCUUUCCCUGAAGAGGUGCUAACGAACCUCACCGAUCUUGAAAUAUUGAUGAUUGGGGAUUUCUCAAAGCUGGAAGUACUACCAAACAGCCUGGCAAGCCUCACUGCAUUGAAGUCCCUGCAGAUUGGUUACUGCCACCAUCUAGAGUCUCUACCAGAGCAGGGAUUGCAAGGCCUCACCUCAGUCCGUAAAUUGUCAAUCGGCUGCUCUGAUAGAUUGAAAUAUCUGUCUAAAGGAUUCCGGCACCUAGCUUCCCUGGAGGAACUUGAAAUUUUUGGGUGUCCAGAGUUGGUUUCUUUUCCACAAGAGAUUAAACACCUGAAUUCCCUUCAUCGCGUUCACCUUGGUGGUCUGCCAAUGUUCCAGGAUACUGUAAUUCACCCUGAGGAGUUGGUUUUCUGGCAACUGCCUGAGGCUUUACGCCAUGUCCACAAUCUGCAAUUUCUUUCUGUAUGUAGAUUCCCAAGUUUGACUUUAUUGCCUGAGUGGUUAGGCGAACUUACUUCUCUCAAGGAACUGAACAUAGUACAGUGUGAUAAUCUUGCCUCACUGCCAGUGUGUAUGGAGAGAAUGAGCCUCCAGUCCUUGAACAUUUUGGGCUGUGCGAUAUUGGAGAAGCGUUGCAAGCCGGGACAAGGAGAAGACUGGUACAAGAUUGCGCACAUUCCAAAAGUGAAAAUCAGUCAAAACUGUGAUUUUCUUGGUAUCAAUUUUCCAUCAGAGAGGUUCACUGGUCUAAGGCAAUUUCACUUGUAGAAGGCAUCACCGCUGAAAUAACAAUGUUGUAUUUUGAAGUUGAUAAUGCUACUAUUCGUGAAGUGUUGGCGUAAUAGUUAUGCUUAUUACAGUCCCUAAAGUCUCUGGAAUCAAAGGAUGAUAAGACAUAUGACUGUAGUAAGAAGAAUAUGGAUGUACUGAAAUGCAGCUUGUAGGUGCAAUAUAUCUAUAAGAAGAGGGAUACGGGAAUCCCACGAACGCAUUAGGU
Messenger RNA from Solanum dulcamara, 4758 nucleotides. Its product is annotated as putative disease resistance protein RGA4. Gene Ontology annotation, biological process: defense response to other organism. Gene Ontology annotation, molecular function: ADP binding. Lineage: Eukaryota; Viridiplantae; Streptophyta; Magnoliopsida; Solanales; Solanaceae. Bases 1119 to 4529 code for a protein of 1136 amino acids. The transcript is spliced from 3 exons. The record is from RefSeq and is a predicted model, not a curated record.